Molecule: messenger RNA, 1010 nt
Organism: Paraphaeosphaeria sporulosa
Lineage: Eukaryota; Fungi; Ascomycota; Dothideomycetes; Pleosporales; Didymosphaeriaceae
Exons: 1
Coding region: 34-684 (216 amino acids)
Source: RefSeq, a predicted model, not a curated record
CAUUGUUUUCUUUCUUAUACCCACGCACGCAAGAUGCCCGUCCCCAUGAUGUACGACUACACGGAGGAAACGCCCCUCCUGAUCGCCGGCGACGCAACCACACCCCGGAACCCAAAAGACAUCCACCUCCAGUUCUGCGCUCUCGCCGGUGUUCCCCCCUCGAACAUACCUAAACCCACUUCCACCUCGCCGGCUGCCCGCCGCUCCCUCUACGGCCGCGCAGUCCACAAGCGCAACGUGCAAAACAGAACCUACAUGUUCACUGCAGCCCUAACCAACACCCUUCUCCUCAGUCAGGUCGUGCUCGGCGCCGCGCUCACCGGCCUCGGCGCCUCCGCCUCCUCGCACAUCCUGAUCACCGUGUUCGGCGCGCUCAACACCAUUAUCGCGGGACUAGUGGCGUAUCUCAAGAGCAGGGGCCAGCCGAUGCGGGCGCGCAUGUUCCGCGACGAUCUGGAGCGCGUGGUGGAUGAGAUGGAGAAUUCCGAGGUCAUGUGGCUCGGGAUCCAGGCUGGGGCGCAUGGGUACGAUGAGAUUGCGAUUGAUGGGGAGGUUAGUGUGCGCAGUGAGGUGGCGCGGUUGACGAGGUUGUACGAUAAGGUUGUGCGGAAUAACACGAUGAAUGACCGUGAGUUUCCUUCCCUUUUCUUCUUGUGUUUUGUGCAUCGACUGUGGCUGCUGUGAGGCAGUGAGUGCUGACGGGAGACAGCGGAUAUGUACACCAACGCGACAACGGAUGCAGCCAAUGCGGCACUGAGAGCAAGACCGGCGUUGGAGGCGCCCGUGGCGAAUGCGCCUGCGGCUGGGACGGCGGACGCGACGGCACCGAUAGGAGUUGUGGUGCCGCCCACGGCGACGCCUGAUGACCCUGAUGCGGCGCCGGCUUCUAGGCCGCCAAAGUCGAAGACGCCGCCGCCACCGGCGGCGGCGCAGGAACAGGUAAAUGAGGAUACCGAGGGAGGUGCUGCGUCGACAAUUGAAGAGGGUGGAGAGAGGGUUUCAGCUAAUGG